Psammomys obesus (fat sand rat) is the source of this 3550-nucleotide messenger RNA. RefSeq names its product vestigial like family member 4 (gene Vgll4). The record is from RefSeq and is a predicted model, not a curated record. Gene Ontology annotation, molecular function: transcription coactivator binding. The transcript has 5 exons. The coding region runs from base 437 to 1300 and encodes 287 amino acids. Gene Ontology annotation, biological process: negative regulation of DNA-templated transcription. Lineage: Eukaryota; Metazoa; Chordata; Mammalia; Rodentia; Muridae.
UGCAGUCAGCUUGCAGCGGGCUGUGAGGGAGAGUGCCUUUGUCCUAAGAAAUGUGCUUUGUGUUUUUCUUUUCUACUGCUUUCUUUUUAAACCCCCAAGACAGGCUUUUGAAGACUUAUGAAAUGAUUUUUUAAAGCCAAAUAGAGGACACAAUCAGACAACUGCCUUCCAAUAAGCCCUUGACGGGUUUUGUUUGAGUCUGGUUUGUGUGUGUGUGUGUGUGUGUGUGUGUGUGUGUGUGUGUGAUUUUUUUUUUUUUAAGAAAAAAAAAAACCCACCUUUUUAUAUAUUCUUUGUUGUGAUCUUGUGAGGCUGGGCCUCUAUCUUCCUGAAGUUUUAGGAGAGCCUGGAGCUACUCAGCUAAGACUGAAUUUUGAAACUUUCUUUUUGGGGGUGAAAGCAAAGAACUGCUUUUCUUUGCCAGCCGGACAGAUAAAUGCUGUUUAUGAAGAUGGACCUGUUGAACUACCAGUACUUGGACAAGAUGAACAACAACAUCGGCGUGUUGUGCUACGAAGGUGAAGCCUCUCUCAGAGGAGAACCUAGAAUGCAGACCCUCCCGGUGGCCUCUGCUCUCAGCAGUCACCGCACAGGCCCGCCCCCCAUCAGUCCCAGCAAGAGGAAAUUCAGCAUGGAACCUGGGGACAAGGACCUGGACUGUGAAAAUGAUCACGUCUCCAAGAUGAGCCGUAUCUUCAGCCCCCACCUGAAUAAGACUGUCAAUGGAGACUGCCGCAGAGAUCCCCGGGAACGGAGCCGCAGUCCCAUUGAGCGGGCUGCAGCCCCUGCUGUAAGCUUGCACGGUGGCCACCUGUAUGCAUCCCUCCCCAGCCUCAUGGAGCAACCUCUUGCAUUGACUAAGAACAGCAGUGACACGGGCAGGUCGGCUGUGGAGCGGCAGCAGAACCGGCCCUCCGUGAUCACCUGCGCAUCUGCAGGCGCCCGCAACUGCAACCUCUCUCACUGCCCCAUUGCGCACAGUGGCUGUUCUGCACCUGGCUCGGCCAGCUACCGGAGACCACCCAGUGCGACUGCCACGUGUGACCCUGUGGUAGAAGAACACUUCCGCCGGAGCCUGGGCAAGAACUACAAGGAACCAGAGCCUGCACCCAACUCGGUGUCCAUCACUGGCUCUGUGGACGACCACUUUGCCAAAGCACUGGGUGAUACAUGGCUUCAGAUUAAAGCGGCCAAGGACAGCGCGUCCAGCAGCCCAGAGUCGGCCUCGCGCCGGGGCCAGCCAGCCAGCCCCACUGCCCACAUGGUCAGCCACAGUCACUCCCCCUCUGUGGUCUCCUGAAGGGGGGCACCACCCUCCGACCACACAGGGAUCUGCAUGGUUUGCCUGAGCUUUGAACAGUCAGUGCUUAAAAACAAACAAAAAAAAAAACACAAAAAAAAAAAAGCAGAAAGAAAAAAAAAUCCAGGAGGGGAGGGGGGAGGGUGGUUUAUUCGCAAAACCAUGUUUGUCUGGACUUUUUGUUCUGCUCUGUUUUUAUACUUGCUUGGUGUUCAUACAAGGGGCCUCAAUGUGGCAUCAGGAACGGCACGGAGCAUUCAGUCCAGCGGAGCAUCUUUGCUUCCUGCCCUGGUUACCAAAGAAACCUCUGCAGGUGUGCCACCUGGCAGCCGGGACCCUGCGGCCCUUCUCAGUCACAAGCCAUGAUGACACGGGGAUCCGGACGCUCUGUGCCCUUAGCUUUGGAGGCCGGGUCUGCAGGGCUUGGCCUCCACCUGGGGUCUGGCUCAGUCUGUGUGUGCAUGUGUCUGCCUGAAGAGAACUGUCCUGAUUUGCACUGUGGAGGGCAGGGCUGCCCUUGGGGCAGCUGUCUGAGGUGCCAGUACUGAGGGCAAACUGCUAGGGAACACUUCUGACCAUGUGUGCUUGCAUUGUUGCUGAACCUAGAAGGUCUCUAGCAGGUUCUAGGUCUUUCUCUAGGCUUGAGGUGCUCACAGCUGCACUGCUGACUCCCCCUGACCAUGGGCAUUUACCUUCUGUGAACACUGCAGUUUGUGAGGCUAGUGCUAAGGCUGGAGGACUCCAUAGUGCUUCUGACACAUGUAUGUCUUAAGAAAAAUAGCUGGUUUCUAUUGACCGUAAGCUCAAACUGUAGCACUGACUGGCUUCCUGUCGGCAUUAGCCUGUUUGUCAGUUACAGCCCUAGGUACACUCACUGCUGGUACAGCUGUGCUUCUGAGAUGUAUAGUCAACGCUCACUUUACUCCGAAGAGGAGCGCACAGCCGGUGGGUGUGGUAGGCCAGGGAAGCCCGCUGCUGCUCAUUUCCUGCAUCCUGGGCUGGGGACUUGGAGUUCAUGUCUUUAGGCUCCUUGCUGCACAGACUGCUCCUUUCCAACUCCUGGCUUCAUCAGGUGCCUGCAGCAUGGGGCUGCACGCACGCCCCCUCCUGCGGGCCAAGGCUGUACACAUUCCUCUGACUCUACAGUUAUUCCUGCGUCACUAUUCCCGCUCUAUUAAUAGCUACUAACUAGACAUUAGAAGCCAGCAGGACAGACACGGCCGGGGCCACCCGACAGCUGCUGCUCCUCCCGGCCUUGAGAUUCCUGUCCCCCGGCCUAGCCCUCCAGGGGGUUGGGCCACCACCUGGCUAGGACCACCUCCCUCACACAGCAUUAUGGACUCUUGCAACAUGGGAGCCCAUGGGGCUGACUUUCAGUAGGAGGAGACAGGUUAGCUGUUGAACUCGGGAAACGGGCACAGUGGAAAGGCAGGGACUGAUUCCCAUAGUCACAGGGUGGCUACCCGCCUUCACAAAAUUAGACGGCCCUCCUCCUGCCCCGCACACGGUUCACUCCGCUCUGGGCUUCCAAGCUUGGCAUUCGGGCCCCUAUAUUUUCUGUAGGAAAAAAAGAAUUGUUGAGAACACUUUUUUUAUAUAGGUAAUUUUAAAGACCAUCAUUACGCUGUGCGUAAAGAAUGUACAGAGAAAUUUGUAGGUAUUUUUUGAAGAACAAUUAAUUUGUUAAUGAUAUGUAGCUAUUUAAUUUUCCCUUUCCUAUCGUAAUCAUUCAUUUUUUGUUGUUGUUUGGGGGAAAAAAGUUGAUCUUUUUUGUUGUAGGUGUGUCUGUAAUCGUGCAGGUACACAGUUACUCCAUGGCAACACUGCGUCCGCAUUACUAGCCACUAGUUUGUUAUUCUGCAGGCUACUGAGGUUGUCACAGAAAAACAACCGCACCGCGGACUGGCUCUGUGGGCAACGGGUCUCAGACACCCGUCAGUGAGCAGGUCGUCGCUGUUGGGGGCGGGGAGAUGGCAGUGCGGUGGCCGGGUCCCUGGUGGGCUGACCUAUCUGGAAUAGGCCGUGCCCUGGAGGGGGAGCCACACAUGGCAGCCAAGGAGUGCGCCAUCCUGCCUGGGCAGGACUUGUGACCUCCCCAGAACCAAGCCAUCCAUGUGCGUGCUGACCCCUCUCUGUGUUUGUAAAUCUGUAAUAUACCAUUCUCUGUGGCCUGUUUUUUUCCUGGAAGAAGAAAAAAAAAAAAGGUUUGGCAGGCCAUCUUUUUUUUUUUUUUUUUUUUUUUUGUACUUA